Molecule: messenger RNA, 971 nt
Organism: Gymnodraco acuticeps
Lineage: Eukaryota; Metazoa; Chordata; Actinopteri; Perciformes; Bathydraconidae
Product: protein MB21D2
Source: RefSeq, a predicted model, not a curated record
UGUUGGUGUGGUCAGAGAGGAGGAGAAACAUGGCGGCUCCGGUUCUCUCCAGUCGGGCCUCCGGCAGCAGCAGCUCCGGGAACAGCCUCUCCAACAGCCUCUCCAACAGCCCCACCUCAGGGGGGAGGGCGCCCCCCUCCGCGGGAACUGCAGAGCUGGACUUCAGGUCCGCGAGCCGCAUGGAGGACUUGAACCGUUUGAUCUCUGAGUUCAGCAAGCAGGAGCAGCGCGAGACCGACGAUCAAAGGGCUCUGGAGAUCCACACCGCCAAGGACUUCAUCUUCAGCAUGCUGGGCAUGGUGCAGAAGUUGGACCAGAAGCUCCCGGUGGCCAAUGAGUACCUGCUGCUGUCGGGCGGGGUCAGAGAGGGCGUGGUGGACAUGGACCUGGAGGACCUGAGUGUGUGUUCCAGGGGCACGGACUACGACAUGGACUUCACUCUGCUGGUGCCCGCGCUCAAGCUGCACGACCGGAACCAGCCGGUGACUCUGGACAUGCGUCACUCGGCUCUCGGCCACUCCUGGCUCAGCCUCCGGCUCUUCGAUGAGGGAACCAUCGCUAAGUGGAAGGACUGCUGCACCCUGAUGGAGCACAACAUCAGCGGAGCCACCAACUACUUCUUCUCCCCCACGCUGGUCUCUGAUUGGUUCCACCGCGCCGUGUCUCUGGUGCUGCUGGAGGUGCAGAAGAAGCCUCAGAGGGGGAUGCCCCGCGUGGAGAAGGUGGAGAGGAACGGCACGGUGAUCUCCGUGGUGCUCGGCGUGGGCAGCAGCCGCAUGCUGUACGACAUCGUGCCGGUGGUCUCCUUCAAAGGCUGGCCGGCGGUGGCUCAGAGCUGGCUGAUGGAGAACCACUUCUGGGACGGCAAGAUCACGGAGGAGGAGGUGAUCAGCGGGUUCUACCUGGUGCCCGCCUGCUCCUCCGGGGGCCGCAAGGAGAACGAGUGGAGGCUGUCGUUCGCCCGCAGCGAG